GUCCGGUGGGGUUUCACACUUUAUCGAUUAGAUAUAUUAGGUAGAUCACAGACAACGAUUUGUAGAAGUAGCGCCAGAAGUAGACACUAGGUUGUUCCAUUCACAAUGACACAUCUGAUUAGAAUCGUGUGCUGUUUGAUAUACAGUACAUCCUUAAUCAGCGCCAUUCGUGUAACUUACAGAUCCUGCACGGAUGCACCGGCCCAAUCCGGGAUCUACUGGAUCAGCCCAGCAGAUAUUGCUCCUCCAUUCCAAGUCUACUGCGAACAGGAAAAGUUUGCCGGACACUGGUUGGUGGUGCAAAGCCGCAACGAUGCUUCAACGAAUUUCAAUCGCACCUGGAACGAGUACAAAUUUGGAUUUGGGAGUCUGAGGAAUAACUUCUGGUUGGGCCUGGAGAAGCUGCAUCAGCUGACCACCUCAUCCGCCUACGACCUGAUGGUGGUGAUGGAGAACUACCUUGACUUCGUGGCCUUCCAACGGUACGAGAAUUUUGCGGUGCACGAUGAAUCGGAAGCGUACAGUUUGAGCUUAUCAGAUGCCAACACCGGAACGGCAGGUGAUUCACUGCUUAUCUACAAUGGUGAAAAGUUUAGCACUUUUGACCGGGCGAACAACAAAGGUACCGCAAACUGUGCCGCAGAAAUGGCAGGCGGGUACUGGCACUACGACUGCCGGAAGGUUUUGAGCACGAGGAGCAACUUAAACGGAUUAUAUGACUUGGUGCAUAUUAUGAGGAAUGGAAGUGGAAUGUGGUGGGGAAUGUUUGGAGGAACAGGUAAACCGCUAAAGAUGACUAGAAUGAUGAUUAAACUCCGUCAAUGAUCAGUAAAUGAUGGAAAAACGAAAAAUUUUAUGAUGUGAACAAUAAAACAUAGUUAACAUCACAA
Molecule: messenger RNA, 890 nt
Organism: Aedes albopictus (Asian tiger mosquito)
Lineage: Eukaryota; Metazoa; Arthropoda; Insecta; Diptera; Culicidae
Product: microfibril-associated glycoprotein 4
Exons: 4
Coding region: 106-825 (239 amino acids)
Source: RefSeq, a predicted model, not a curated record